AUGCCGACACCGGUCGCCGCAGCCAGGCAAUGCCUGACGCCGGAGGCGGCGGCGGCACUCGACGACGCGGUGGCGGUAGCUCGCCGCCGCGGCCACGGCCAGACGACGUCGCUCCACAUGAUCUCCUCCCUCCUCUCCCUCCCCGGCUCCUCCCUGCGCGAGGCCUGCGUCAAGGCCCGGCGCGGCGGCGCUUCCGCCUGCCCCGCUAGGGUUCAGUUCAAGGCCCUCGAGCUCUCGCUGACGGUAUCCCUCGACCGGCUUCCGUCCAACUCGCAGAACCGGGCCGAGGGCGGGCCGCCGGUCUCCAACUCCCUGAUGGCCGCCAUCAAGAGGUCGCAGGCGAACCAGAGACGGCAGCCGGAGAACUACACCCUCUACCAGCAGCAGAAGCCGGCGUGUUCCUCGUCGAUCCCCGUCGUCAAGGUCGAGCUACAGAAUCUCGUAAUCUCGAUCCUCGACGAUCCACUGGUGAGCAGGGUUUUUGGGGAGGCGGGCUUUAGGAAUUUCGACAUAAAAAUGGCCCUGCUCAGAAAGGGGGCCGCCGCCGGCGGCGGCGGGUUCUACCCCUCGCAGCUUUUCGGUUGUACCUCGAGGUACAAGCGGCCGAACCCACCUUUAUUUCUCUGCAAUUUUCCCUUCUUGGGCUGUUUUCCCGGGGACGAGGAGAAUUUGAGGAGGAUUUGCGAGGUUAUGAGGAGGGAGAAAAAGAGAUGCCCACUUCUUGUGGGGGUCUCAGCUGGUGAUGCAUUGAAAAUCUUCUUGGAGAAGAUUAGUAAAGGAUUGGGCUUUUUGGAUGAGUUCUUUGCUGGGCUGAGGGUUGUUUGUGUUAAAGAUGAGAUUUUUAGGUGUCUGAAUAGGGAUUUUGACGAUGGGCCGUUGAGGCUGAAGCUUGAACAAGUGGAGAAAAUGGUGGGAGAUUGCAAAGUGGUUGUGAAUUUUGGUGAUUUGAAUGAAUUAAAUGUCGAAAGUGAUCGUAAUAACAAUUUCGAUGGUGUGAGGCUUUUGGUGGAAAGAUUGAGUAAAUUGGUUGAGGUUUGUAGUGGUAAACUGUGGAUAACUGGAGCAGCUGCAAAUUAUGAGGUUUAUUACAAGGUUUUGAAGAGAUUUCCUACAAUUGAGGAUGAUUGGGACCUGGAGAUUUUGCCCGUAAAUUCGUUUAAAUUCGAUGUGGGAGGAUCACAUCCAAGAUCCAGCUUGAUGGAGUCGUUUGUUCCACUGGGCGGUUUUUUCUCAAUGCCAUCAGAAGCAAAAAGUUCCUCAAGCAACACAUGCGAAAAUCUUGCCCGGUGCCACCUGUGCAACGAGAAGUACGAACAAGAGGUAGCCAGGCUUUCGAAUGAAGUACCUCGUGCUUCGGUUGCGGAACAGUAUAACCAGCCGUGCUUCGGUUCACCUUCUUCAAGGGGCAAAGAUGAUAGCUUGUUACUGAACGCAAAAAUCACCUCGCUCGGGAAGAAAUGGGACGACAUUCUCGCGGGUGGGUACUUGUAUGGGAAGGAGAGGGUGGGGAUUUGGGUUCAAAAUGUGGUUCGAGGGGCGUUUUUGGAAGUUGGGGAGAAGUUCGGUGUGAGUGCUCGUUCGGUCGUCAAAAUCGUUGGGUGCGAGGGUACGGCCUGUGAUGACGAGCUACUUCCGAACCGGAUUUUGGUCGGGUAG
Striga hermonthica is the source of this 1656-nucleotide messenger RNA. NCBI's taxonomy places the organism in Eukaryota, Viridiplantae, Streptophyta, Magnoliopsida, Lamiales, Orobanchaceae. The record is from the annotation of a GenBank genome assembly.